Messenger RNA from Geodia barretti, 570 nucleotides. The record is from the annotation of a GenBank genome assembly. Lineage: Eukaryota; Metazoa; Porifera; Demospongiae; Tetractinellida; Geodiidae.
AUGCGCAAGCGCAAGGCGGCGCGCGAGCGCAUGCUGGCCACCAAGACCAUCGAGAAGGGCCUCCUGAUCGUCCACACCGGUAAGGGCAAGGGCAAGUCGACCGCUGCCUUCGGCCUCGCGGCACGUGCCAUCGGCAACGGCAUGAAGGUGGGCGUGGUGCAGUUCGUGAAGGGCAAGUGGGCGACCGGCGAGCGUACGGUGCUGGAGCGCUUCCCCGACCUCAUCACGGUCCGCGUGAUGGGCGAGGGCUUCACCUGGGACACGCAGGACCGUCAACGCGACCUCACUGCUGCGCGCAAGGCGUGGGAGGCGGCGCAAGAAUUCCUCGCCGACCCUUCCUAUCGCCUCGUGGUGCUCGACGAGCUCAACAUCGUGCUCCGCUACGACUAUCUCGAUCUGGACGCCGUGCUUGCGGGGCUCGCCGCGCGCGAUCCGGGCCAGCACGUUGUGGUCACCGGCCGCAACGCGAAGCCGGCGCUCAUCGAGAUGGCCGACCUCGUGACCGAGAUGACCGAGAUCAAGCAUCCCUUCCGCGCCGGCGUGAAGGCGCAGGUGGGCAUCGAAUUCUGA